Molecule: messenger RNA, 318 nt
Organism: Carcharodon carcharias (great white shark)
Lineage: Eukaryota; Metazoa; Chordata; Chondrichthyes; Lamniformes; Lamnidae
Product: respirasome Complex Assembly Factor 1-like
Exons: 1
Biological process (GO): mitochondrial respirasome assembly
Source: RefSeq, a predicted model, not a curated record
ACCCUGGCCAAUUGCGGCGUGAAAGUAUCCGUCUGGAGUAAAGUGCUGAAGAGUAACGCGGCCUGGGAAGACAAGGAUGAGUUUCUGGAUGUGAUCUACCGGUUUCGACAAAUAAUUGCAAUUAUUUUAGGUAUUAUCUGGGGAGUUGUUCCACUUAAAGGAUUCUUGGGAAUAGCAAUAUUUUGUCUCAUCAAUCCUGGGCUUCUGUACCUCUACUUUAGCAGUUUUCAGCAAGUAGACGAGGAAGAGUAUGGAGGAACAUGGGAACUAACAAAAGAGCGAUUCAUGACAUCUUUUGCAUUGUUUUUGGUUGUUUAA